AUGAAGCCCAUUAGAAAAUAUAAUGAAAAUAAAGUUACUUACCAAGAACUAAAAAGGCCAACUAUUAAGAAAACUAUUGUUAAACAAUCACAAAAUACUAAAGUUGCAGGAUGUUAUUUAGAUCAAACAAUAUUGAAGGAGCAACAGAAGGGAAAUGAGAUUUUAACAGAUUCUGAUGAUGGAAAAUUUGUAAAUACAGACUUAAGAGGCGGGAAGGACAUUGUUUGUGAAAAAGAUCAAAAUGAGAAGAAGAAUAUUUUAACUAGAAAGUCUUUUAUUAAAAGAUCUUCUUAUUUUAGAAAAGACCGAGGAAAAGUUGCCGAUGCUGAUGUGGAAUCAAGGAAUGAAGAAGAUUCUACAUUACUACAUGGUUUGCUGUUUGUCAAUGAAGCACGAGGUUUAGAACCUCAAUUAUUACCACAAUCUUAUUGUCUUGUAAAUCGUGGCCUGUGUCCUGGAACUGGUGGUUCAAGUAAAAACAUAAUGUGUGAUGGAAAAUAUUUUCAAUAUUUAGAGACUUUUCCAUUACUUUGUAAUAAAGCAUUAAUGGAAAGAUGUCACAGUGGACAUCUGAUUAUAGAAAUUUGGUUGAAAGGACCAGGUCCCGCACAAAAAUUGGUGGGAGUAGCUAGUCUGCCUUUACAUGCAUUCUUUGUGGCGUACCAUGAUGCUAAUAUGGUACGAUAUUUGGAGAAAGUCAAGUUACCUGUUAUUUCUGUGGAUGGAUGGAUACCUCUGCUAUCACCAAUAUCUGGUACGGUUUCUGGAGAAAUUCAAGCUUUAUUAGCCAUUGGUACAGAAAAGCAACUAGAAGAAUUAAGAACGUCUAGAAAUUUAAAACCAGAUAUUGUUCAAAUGUUAGAUGAUUCUCUAAAUUCACCUCAUCAAAAGCAUCAUUCAAAAUCUAACAAAAAAUCUUCUAAGCAUGAGAAGAAACAUUCGAAAGUUUUAAGUUGCACUAUAGGUGUAAACACGUCACCUAUAGUAGUUAGGCAGUUUGCUACUAGUAUAUCUGACAUUAACUCCGAGUUUCCUCAAUCAUCAUCUACAAAUGAGGAAGUAAAUCAAAAAAAUUAUAAUACAGUAUAUACCCAAACAACAACUGAUGCUAAUAUGCCAACUGUUCUAGAGGAAUCAGUGAAAAGUGCUCCAAGGUUGAAACAGACUUCAGAUCUUUUAGCAGAAUUGCAAAGAGCUUUAGAGCAUGUACCUCAGGCUUUUGCUGCUGGUUCAGAUGACGGAAUGAAUCAAAGAUCAAGUGAUAAUAAUGUAACUGAAAAUCAUGCUGAUGGUCUUGUUGAAAAUGAAUUAAAUGAAGUAUAUGAAGUUGAUGAAACAAGAAGUAGUGAGUCUAUUGAGUGUUUUAAGGCAUCGAUAGAAGUGGAACAAGCUUUGCGUUUGGCUGUGAUUACUUCAACCACCAAAAAGUGUCAUAAGCGAAGCAAGUGCAAAACUAAAGUGAAAACUACUGAAAUUGCACCCAGUACGUAUGUAACGUUUCCUGCCAUAGUUUGUAGAAGUUGCUCUAUGGUGCAAGCACCAGAAGGACCAGUAGUAGCAACUAAUGUAGUUCCCAAUACAUGUAAUCCAACUUGGAAGCAGAAGUUUGAUGUUGCCUUACCUGUGGAUCUACUUAAAACGGAUCCAAAGCAGUUGGUGUUCAAAAUUUGGCGUAAAAGAGGAUCAAACACAAAUAUCGAUUUAAAUGCAGUGCCAGUAUCAGAUGUAGUUAUUGGUUUUGCAGUUGUUGAUUUGUCCACUUUGCUUUCUGGUCUUCCAUCUAUUUGUGGCUGGUUCAAUAUCACCGACGUCGGAAACCGAUGCAAUGGCCAAAUAAAGAUAAGCAUCACCCCAUUAGAAAAUCUUGAUAAAUUCAUCAAUGAUUCAUCAUUUUGUUGUAGUGAUAAUGAUACUAUUCAUAGUUUCAAUUCCUCUAAUGAUGACAAGGUAACAUUAGUUAGACUAACAAAAUCCAAAGAGAAAAUGAUGGAAAUGCUAGAAACAGCAAAAUCUAAAUUAUAUGGAUUUGAUCAAUCUGAGUGCAUGGAUAUAAAUGAAACAAGCGCACAUGAGGUUGAAGUAGAUCAUAAUAUUAAUAUUGGACAAGUGGCUACUAACAACGCAGAUGUGAAUUCGAAUAUGGGAAGUGGAUCGCCCAGUUUUAGAUUAUCAAGUAAUCCUUGUGACAAUGAAUAUCAGCAAAAUCAACAAAAUGUAACGCCCAAUAUAUAUUCUAAUUUUUAUCAUAAUACUAUAAAUGAGCAUUAUUCAUACCAAACUGUUCCAAGGCCAGAAGACGCUGUUUCGUCUAUGAACCAAUCAAUAAUAACAGAUAUACUAAAUCAUAAUCCUAACCAAGGGGAAAUAGAUGAUGAUACUUUAAAUACUACUUCUUUAAGCCGAGUUUUAAAGAGAAAGUUUACAGAAUUACAUGAGAUUACUCAAAGACUUCGGUCCCGAUUGUUAGAUGUAACAAAAGAUGAUGAUGAUGAAUUUGAAAGGGAUCUUAAUACCGUUAGCGAUGAAAAAGAAUAUGGUAUUAGGCCUGAAGAUUUUGAAUCCUUAGCUAAAGCAGUACCAGAUACACCUCAUGAAAAUGAAAUGCCAGAGGAUGAAAACAAAUUUGAGAAUUUAGCAAACAACUACCAAAAUUUAUUAGCAGUAAAACAAAGUUAUGUUCAGAAAAGUGUAGAUGAGAUAGAUGUGGAUGCUAUCCAGAAAGAAUUAGCUGCAAAUAGAGACAUAUUGUCACAAAGAAAGUGCAACAUAAAUUCUUUGUUGCAAAAAUUGACUUUACUUACAAAUCCUCUUGAUAAUCCACCACCUGAGAAGCAUGUGAAAUUUAAUAGUGAUGUUGAAGUACUUCAUAAUGAAUCCAGCAAUAUAUUUGAACUUAUACCUGGAUCAGAAUUUAAUGCCGAAUCUCAAUCUAUGCAACAUAGUCCUGAAGAUGAUAGUUCUAUAGAAUCUGAAAGCACAAGCAAAUCUGGGUCCUAUCAGUGUAAAUCUCCAGAAGAAUUGGAAACUGUUGAUCAAUUUGAAGAAAAUUUAAAUCAUUCAGGAAAAUUCCAUAGCAGUUCCCAAUAUAAAUAUUCAUCUGAACAAUAUGCUGAUUCUAGAUUCAAUGGUUCCAGUUUUCCACGAGUAGCAAGUGCAGGAAUACUUAAACAUCCUUCUUUUGAAAGAAGAAAUGAAGUCAUUAUGGAUCGAGUUUCUGCUCCUGAAACGAAUUCAGUACAAAAUUCUUCUGAUGAGGCCGAAGAAGAACAAUCAACAUCCAGGACUGUUGAUUUAGAUGUACGGGAUGUUAUUACAAAUAUUCUCAAGAUUACAGAAAUGUGUCCUAAUAUCAGUAAAGAUACAGGUUUAGAAGAUGUUUCAUCAAGAAAAUCAAACUCUAGUACAGAUGAAGGUGAGAAAAAAGAUCAGGAUACCACAGGUAUUUAUAGUGAUUUUUGUGAUUCGUGA
Molecule: messenger RNA, 3468 nt
Organism: Ctenocephalides felis (cat flea)
Lineage: Eukaryota; Metazoa; Arthropoda; Insecta; Siphonaptera; Pulicidae
Exons: 10
Coding region: 1-3468 (1155 amino acids)
Biological process (GO): centriole elongation; cilium assembly
Cellular component (GO): centriolar satellite; centriole
Source: RefSeq, a predicted model, not a curated record